This is a messenger RNA of Erigeron canadensis, 1590 nucleotides long. Its product is annotated as probable carbohydrate esterase At4g34215. The record is from RefSeq and is a predicted model, not a curated record. The transcript is spliced from 2 exons. Bases 69 to 878 code for a protein of 269 amino acids. Lineage: Eukaryota; Viridiplantae; Streptophyta; Magnoliopsida; Asterales; Asteraceae.
UAAAUACAAAUGACAAUGAUGUCCACUAAUUUAUCAAAAAUAAAGAAAAGAAAAAGAAAACUGCAAUAAUGUUAGCCUCUAUUGUAUGUCUGAUUUUGCAUCUAGGCAUUACCUAUGUGUCCGCGAUUAAAGGGAAACAAGUAAUCUUACUCGCCGGACAAAGCAACAUGUCCGGUCGAGGCGGGGUUCAAAACAAUACCUGGGACGGCAUUGUUCCUCUUCAAUCGCGACCCAAUCCAUCAGUUUUUCGACUAGCAGCUAAUCUCACUUGGGUGGAGGCUCGUGACCCACUCCACAAGGAUAUAGAUGUGAAUGUAACAUGUGGCCUAGGCCCGGGAAUGGCUUUUGCUAACAGGGUGUUAAAGAAAAACCCGGGCCUUGGCCCAUUGGGUUUGGUACCGUGUGCGGUUGGAGGUCCACACGGGACCAAAAUAAGCGAAUGGGGAAGGGGGAGUUUCCUCUACAAGCAGCUGUUGAGACGGGCUAGAGUUGCUCGAAGAGGCGGUGGUUCGAUUCGAGGGGUUUUGUGGUAUCAAGGAGAGAGUGACACUGUGAAUGUUUUGGAUGCGAAAAAGUACAAAAGAAGGCUAGUCAAUUUGUUUCAAAACCUGCGUGCGGAUCUUGGAUCUCCUUUGCUCCCUAUAAUUGAGGUUGCUAUUGCCUCUGGACAAGGAUCCUAUAUAGAAAAUGUAAGAAGAGCACAACUGGGAGUCAAGCUCGCGAGAGUGAGUUGUGUGGAUGGCAAAGGUUUGCCAUUGCUAGCAGACAAGUUGCAUCUUAGCACCCUGGCUCAGGUGCGUCUAGGUCGGAUGUUAGCCGAUGCCUUCCUUAAGCUUGAAUCUAUGGCUGCGAUAACUAACAAUACCUCUAGCCCCUAGUAGCAAGCAAGGAGUGAUCUCUCUGCUUUUCAUUUUUUAUUGUAGUUUUAAAUAAAGCUAUGCUAGAGUAAUAAAUUUUUACAAACUAAUUUUCAUAAACAUAGAUGUCAUGUGAGAUGAUUCAAUUAAACAAAAGAUAAAAAUAAAAGUGAAAAUACAUAGAGAUUAUUUAAGAGUAAUUUACAAACAUUUAACAAACAAAAUUUUCAAACAUAAUUUCGAGCAAUUAUAUCUUGUCAAUGUAUUAUCUCUCAUCUUUCUCUAUAGUUGUUAAUUGAACCACCUCAAAUGCCACGUGUGUUUAGAAAUGUUUGCUUGUAAAAUUUUUGUCAAUUUAGUAUUGUUCAUGAUUUAGUCGGUGGAAGUCAUAUUUAUAAAAAAAAUCUUAAGCCUAGAAUUACUAAUAAAGAGAAGGUUUUAGUGCGAAGCUUGAAAUUUUACUAAUUCAAUGACAUAGAUAAUACUGUAAAUGAUACUCUAAGCACAUGCCUCGCACAUUCAUUUUCUCCUCUCUUUUCAUCUUUAAUCCACCCCCUGUUGGAGUGUUGGUUAUUUCUCCCCCAAUUAUCACCGGCAAAAAGUCCUGAUCCAAUGUAUAUCCGUAUAUAUAUGUUAAUUUGUAUGUGUAUGUUUAUUUGGAUUUAAUUAGGAUUGUAAAUUCCGAAUUUGAUAGAUUGGAAAUGGGAUAAUGACCUGUGGAUGUAGCGAACUA